UUAGCGUGCAACUUUUACAUUCAACUAGUCAAAGGUGAAAACCAAUGCCGACUUCCAACGACAUCAGUAGACCCAUACCGGAUGUGCCAAAAGUGCCUGCUCCGGCUCAGCCAUCCCCUUUACCGCCUGAGCCUGAUGCUGAGCCGGAAAUCAAGUUACCACCCAAUGUGGAUACUCCACCGGAUCACCUCCCGCAACCGACUCCUCCUCCGCAGGUGCUUCCACCCUACAAAGGGAUACGAGCAACCCUCAAAGAGAUAUUUGAAAGUCGCAAUGCCUCUGGAUCCGAUAGCGGUAAAUCACCCGACAAAUGGGAUGAGUCGUGUUUUCAGUGGUGUAAACAGCAACAGGAGGCAAGAAAAGACGGCAAGGAACCUGCGUGCAAAAUGGUAUGCUUUCGACGGCGAGUUAAUCAGUUGGUAAAGGAAAGCGAUGAAAAAACCCCAUCGCCGCCGGAACGCUGGAAUCCUCUUCGUGGAUUUUCUAUUGUGAUAGUGGAUGGAAAGGCCAACUGUGAAGAUCAUGUUGACGAUAUGAAUAAAACUGCCAUGGAUCGAGCGAAGUCCUCAGAGUGAGUACAAUGAGCGUGAGGGGCCUACAUACAUCUAUCUUGCCAUUUACAAUCAUGUGUUACAUUUUCCAGCAAAGGUCCGUCUGUG
Umbelopsis ramanniana AG is the source of this 659-nucleotide messenger RNA. RefSeq lists its product as uncharacterized. The transcript has 2 exons. Lineage: Eukaryota; Fungi; Mucoromycota; Umbelopsidomycetes; Umbelopsidales; Umbelopsidaceae. The record is from RefSeq and is a predicted model, not a curated record. Bases 45 to 575 code for a protein of 176 amino acids.